AUCGCUUCUCGGCCUUUUGGCUAAGAUCAAGUGUAGUAUCUGUUCUUAUCAGUUUAAUAUCUGAUAUGUCCUCUAUUUGAGGACUAUAUAUUAAAUGGAUUUUUGGAGCUGGGAGAUGGAAUAGGGGCUUGCUUCGUCCACUCCAUGCAUCGACCUGGUAUUGCAGUACCUCCAGGAACGGUGCACCUCCCUUCGGGGAGAAUAUUACUGGUACAAAAGAUAGAUAAAAAUUUGUUCUUUAUUGUUUGGUGCUAAACUAUAAUUCAUCCUAUUUCAUGAGAAUAUGAUUUUUUUUCUCAACGUUGUGUGUAAGCUCGAAUUGUUUUCUCAUGUCUCAAAGAAAUACACCCGUUAAUACCGUAAAUAUGUUUGUUUCUUCUUAAGGGUUGGAAUGACCCCUCGGAGGCCAUCUAUUCUAGCCGAACCGCCUCCAAUGCAGGACUCUUUUGCCCAAGGGUGUGUGUGGCGGCUCUUGAACUCACAAUCCUGAAGCUGAGUCUCAUGCUCUACCGACUGAGCUAUUCCAGCAUGCUCAUUCACAUACUCAUAAAAACAAAGGGCUUCGACCCCAUAACAAUGUUUGAAGCUUUGGGAAUUCGUGUCUGCAACGUAGACGUGCCACAUAAGAUCCAUUCUGCAUUUUUAAUAACUCAAGUCUCUUAGGGUGGCAGCACAAGUACACUUUGGAACUCCCUGCCUAUUGAUAUCAGGCUUUCGUUCUACUUUUUCAGUGCCUGCUAAAAACAUUUUUGUUCCUGCAAGCGUAGGCAAGUUUUUAUACAGUCGAUGAGGGUUUUAAUCUGUUUUUAGUCGAAUGUUAUUUUAACGUUUCAAAAGUCUUGAAUAGCAGAACUCUUUGAGGGGUUUAGCGGUGUAUAAAUUUUAUGAACUAAAAUAAAUAAAUUCGAGGAAGAAUCGCAACAGCACCGCAGCCCCAUAAACACGAACAAGCAACCUUAGCAAAACCCAAACAGCAAACGAAGCAAUAAAAACCCACUCAAAUUGGCAGAUAACGAGAACCUCAACCCGCUUCCCUAGUACGCAUCGGUGCGGUGGGUCCGUGCUCCCUCCAAGAAUUACCGUAGUCAACAUUUCUCCUCCCACGUGGCAGAGCAGUAGCGAAACACAUCAGGGAAAUGGUGGCAAAAGUUUGACCUGCUUUGCAAUUGACCCAGAUGCCGAUGUUCUCUUGCUUUGCAGCGCUGAACUACUUCCUCCUUGUACUCUCCUUAGCUCCUCCUUCCCCCUUCCUCCCGCCCCCCUGAAGAUGGCUGCAGCAACAGCAGCAAGCUGGCUGAAAGGUCCUCCGGGUGUUUUCAGGACCCUCUUGUGCUCCUCGCUUUCUUCUGCUUCUUCCUCUUCCUCUUGGUCAGGUGAUCUCCUUCGGCAAAUGGACCGGCGUGACGCCUGGGACCGCUUCUACACCGCUAAGGAGAAAGGAGCUUCGUGUCCUGGCCACUUCGACUGGUUCUUUUCCUACGAAGAUGUCUCGGGGUUCCUGCUCUCCUUCCUUCAGAGCUCGCUGGCCGGCCGGACCCAAAUCCUAGACGUCGGCUGCGGCACAUCUGCUUUAAGUCUGGGGCUCUUUCGAGACUCGCCCCGGCAACUUCGCAUCUCGUGUUUGGAUUUCUCCCCUCCAGCCAUUGACUCCCUGCGACAGCUGGUGAGGGAGAGCCCCCCGCCGGGGCACCCCCUUUCAGAACUGCACUGCUACCUGGCCGAUGCCACUGCUUUGACCAGCACCUUCGAGGAGGGAUCGUUCCACCUCGUACUCGACAAGGGGACCUGUGAUACGCUGCUACGAUGCCCCCAGGGCCCGGGCAGAGCCAAGACGUUGGUGUCAGAGUGCCUGAGGGUGCUGAGGCCCACAGGCAACCUUCUUCAGUUUUCCGAUGAGGAUCCGGACGCCAGGGUACCGUUUUUGGAACAGGCAGGUGGGGGGAAAGUUACCGUGAAGGAAAUCGCGCAUAUCAGUGGCAUCUGUUACUAUGCUUACAUACUAAGCCCAGGCUCUUCAGGGACUCGUGGGGCUGUCAAAUAGAAGAGGAACCGGAAAAUUCUAUCCUGUGGGGUGGAGGAAAACCUUUGAGGCCAGCCGGGGUUUAGAAAUUGGGUGCUAGCUAAUGCUCUUCAAGGAAUCGAUCGUGUAGUGUGGCAGCAUCUGCUCUCUGGAACUCCUUGCCACUUGACUUUAGGCAGGCGCCUUUGUUGUGCUGUUUUUAAUGUCUGCCAAAAACUUUUCCGUGUAAGCAAGCCUACCCAGGGAAGGAAGAGCUGGAAGGGGGGAAACAACAGGAAUGGCAAAAGGGAAUGAAAAUGAGCCGGUUGAGAGUUAUUCUCAUUUAUUAUAUUUCUCACCCACCCUUCACCACCAGGCUCCAGGGUGGGUUACAACAAAUUAAAAAUACGUUAUUUUAAAAUAAGUUACAACGAAUGACAGUCGAGAGAAUAGGAUGGGUUCUAAGAUAUACAUACCAGUAUAUAUCUGAGGUGUCAAAGAGGUUGAUCUUCGGCAUAUGACAAAAAUUACAUAAUGCAGGUGCCAUACACAACUCUGUGGGGAGGAAUUUCACAACUGAGGGGCUGCCACAGAGAAUGUCCUUGCCCAGGCCUCCACCACCACCCCAAAUUUUUGAGGGUGGUGGAACUACCAGCAGGGGCCCCUCUGCCAACCCUAACACUCGAGAGGCAGCCAUCCAGAUACCGGUUAUUUGGGGCCUAAGUAAUUGAGAACCCCAGACAUUAUCCUGGCUGUUGCAUUUUGGACUAUUUGACGUUUCCAAAUUAUCUUCAAGGGCAGCCCCGCAUGCAGUGUGUUGCAGUAAUCCAGCUGGAAGUUACCAGAGUGUGGAAUACAGUGGCCAAGUCAUUUCUGUCCAAAAGCUGGAUCCAGGAGUUACCAUCAAGCUAUACAGAGAUGCUUCUUCUAGCUGCAUGUAUAUAGAUUUAGGCGCAGGCAAAAAACCAAAGGUGGAGAACCCCCUUUCGAUUUGAGGGCCACAUUCUCUUUUAGACAGCCUUUUGGGGGCCUAGGGGGGAAGCAGGUGUGUGUGAGGAGCAGAGGUGACUGGAAAGAGUCCCAAGGGCCAGACAGAGAUGUGAAGGCCUGGGGGGAAUGUUUUUUUAUAUAAAAUAAAAUAAAAUAAUAAUAUUAUUAUUCCAUGCUUUUUUCUCCCAAGCCUUCACAUUUCUACACCUAGAGAGUCACAUGUGCCUCUCCCGCCCCAGUUUAAGCCAAGAGCUAAAUGGAAAAGGAGAUGGCACCAUGCAGGAAUUGUGGGGAGGAGCUUCAGGCCUAAUCCUCUGCUGACAGACGCUCACCCCCGGUUGAUAGAAUGAUGCUGGUCGCCUUUGCCAUGUUUGUCUGCAGGCCCCUUUGCCUGGGCUGUCUGCCACCCCUCCGAGAGACACCUCAAAACAAAACAGCAGGAAGCCACUUUUGCUCCUUUCCAAGGCGAUGCCCCAGAGUCCCUUUCCAAGACGUUGCCAAGUCGUGAUUAGACGUGGGUGGCGUUGGGAAAGUGCCGUUUCUGUCCACCUGUCCCAGGGAAACGUCGUGCAGAACGUUACAGAAGCACCUCCUCCACAUCGCUGUCGAAAGAUGACAAUCCUUGGAAAACAAGAAAACAGGAAGAGGGGGAAGGAGGUUAUAGUCGGAGCUGGGUAACCUGAAAAUCUCUCGCAAAUAAGUGGGACAGGUACAGAAAAAAUAUAGUAAAAGUUUAAUAUCUAUGCCAGCAUUCGAGUGAUUGAGGAUAGUUAAAGAGUUGCACUUACAAAAUGGAGGAUGCACAGUGUUGUUAGAAUGUAUUGGAUAAUAAUUUAUAGGAAUGGUUACUAAGCGGAGUACGUUCAUUUUCAAGAAAUAUGUAUAUGCAUUGAGAAUUAUCAGGAAGUCAAAACUCAAUUUUUCUUUUCCUUUUUCCCCCUUUCUUUUUUCUUUUUCCUUUUUCGUUUGCGGUUGACUCCCUUGUGCUUGCGUCUAAGGGUUGAUAUAAAAUAAGAUGACAAGGGACAAAGAGGGUAGAGAAUAUUUCUAUUUUGGUGUGGGAAAGGGUGACAGUUAAGGAAAUGUUGGUGUAACAGUGUGUAAGAACAAAUGAAUAUUUUUGGGUUUUUGAUUUAUGACUUUUGUAUCUAUGUUGCUUUUUGUAUUGGUAAAAAUAUGCAAGAAAAGAAAAGAAAAUCUCUCGCAAAGGAUUCUGUGCCGUGUUCACUCAGUAAAGUGUGGCAUACUAGGGUGCUAUUUUUCUAGAAAAAGAGGUGCCAUGAGCGUCUCCCUUGAUAAU
Messenger RNA from Zootoca vivipara (common lizard), 4289 nucleotides. It is a transcript of the gene CSKMT, whose product is annotated as citrate synthase lysine methyltransferase. NCBI's taxonomy places the organism in Eukaryota, Metazoa, Chordata, Lepidosauria, Squamata, Lacertidae. The record is from RefSeq and is a predicted model, not a curated record.